Molecule: messenger RNA, 543 nt
Organism: Urocitellus parryii (Arctic ground squirrel)
Lineage: Eukaryota; Metazoa; Chordata; Mammalia; Rodentia; Sciuridae
Gene: Lemd1
Product: LEM domain containing 1
Source: RefSeq, a predicted model, not a curated record
AUGGUGGAUGUGAAAUGCCUGAGUGAUUGUGAACUGCAGAAUCAACUGGAAAAGCUUGGAUUUUUACCGGGCCCAAUACUACCUUCCACCAGAAAAGUGUAUGAAAAAAAGUUAGUGCAAUUGUUGGUCUCGCCUCCCUGUACCCCACCUGUGCCGAAUGGACCCAGAAAGUCAAAUGGACCUCAGGACAAGAGUGAAGCGUUUAAUGUCCUUUUGAAAGAAAAACUCAAACUCUCAACAGAAAAAUGCAAGGAACUCAAAAAAAGACCCAAGAUUGCCAACAUUAAAACAAAAGCAGGAGACUUCUACUACUGUGGUCGGAAGAUUCCCAAGAGAUCAAGGAGCGCUGCAAGAGCACCGCAGACCAGGAUCAACCUCGACACUGUCAGCGAAGAUUGUCUGUGCUCUGCACUGGGCCACGGGAUGACUCAGGAGUGUGAUGAGUGCUGUUUCCCCAUGGGCUUGAAGCUUGCUAUCCUUGGCAUCCUCCUCAUUGUUGUAUUUGUCUACUUAACUGUGGAAAGAGAACCACUCUUUAGAUAA